Messenger RNA from Globicephala melas (long-finned pilot whale), 5277 nucleotides. It is a transcript of the gene MYLK3, whose product is annotated as myosin light chain kinase 3. Gene Ontology annotation, biological process: protein phosphorylation; sarcomere organization; cardiac myofibril assembly. The record is from RefSeq and is a predicted model, not a curated record. NCBI's taxonomy places the organism in Eukaryota, Metazoa, Chordata, Mammalia, Artiodactyla, Delphinidae. Gene Ontology annotation, molecular function: ATP binding; myosin light chain kinase activity. Gene Ontology annotation, cellular component: cytoplasm; actin cytoskeleton.
UCAUUGCCUUCGUUAUGGAUUGCUCUGAGCUAGUGAUGGAAGAGUUAGCAGGGUGGCCUGGAGUGGCUCUUAGCAGGCUGGUGCCAGCUGACACAUGCCACUUAGGUUUCCAAGGAGCCAAGCUGUCCCCACUCACGCAUGGCUGAUGCACUUGUGGCUAAAUGUGGUGCCACCAGGGCCCCGGGCCAGAUUCAGGGCAGGAAAUAGAAUGCCAUCUCCAUCACCAGGGAAACCGUGGCCUGCGUGCAUGAUUUAAACCAGGGCCAACAAAAAAGCUCAAAGGCAGGGUCAGAAGAGGAAGGGAGACCAGAGGGCGGCUUGCAUGGAUUUUGUCUUGGGUUAUAACUGUUGACAAGCCACUUAGCUGCCCACAUGUUUAAGUUUAUCUGCAUAUAAGAUGGAGGUAACAAUAUUUACGCAUCUCACUGGGGACUUAUGAAAACAACAUUUCUGACAGACCACUCAGGAUCCAUGGAUGGAAGGUGGUAUAACAAAGAGGGAGUGGAAGAGAAAGGAGCAAAACCAAAGCAUGCACUGAGCACCAGAGGCGUGCAAGCCGAGCUCAAGGGGCCUUGGGAAGAGAGCCAGAAGGUGGAGCUGCCAGAGGGGACAGUGGAGAGGUUGCCCCCCAUCAGUGCUUCGGGGAUAGGAGCUGACCUCCUUACCCAGGCAGAAGCCUCACCAGGGCAGGGAGACAGAGUUCCUGGCCCAGCCCAGGUACGCCCAGAGGUGGAAGCCAAAGCUCCUGUAACAUCCAGCGAGAACCCCAGGACGGGCCUGGAAUUGUCUGUGGUGUCUGAAAGGGUCAGUGAGGCUCCCACCAGCCAGGAAGCUGCAUCGGGUGCAGGACGAGGAACAUCAUCCAGUAGACCUGACCCUCAGCCCUUGGAGGAGGGCAUGAGGCUGACUCCAGCGCUGCCAGCCCAGGCCAAGUCAGCUCACGGUGGUGGAGAAACACCUCCAAGGAUCUCCAUCCAUGUGCAGGAGACAGACAUCCCUGGGGAGCUACUUGUGACACGAGGCGGCAGCCUCAGAACCACGCCCCCUGCAGAGGCUCUAGCAGCUGCCCAUCCAGGUGAACAGGACUCACCUGGGCCCACGUGCUACCCCCAGGCCCCUGGGACUGAGUCAGGAAAACAUAUCCCAAAAGGAGCUGGGGUGUUUUCCCCACUGUGGAAGCGGAGCAGCGACUGCGGAGCAAAGGCCAAAGAGAAACAGGGAUCUGGGCCUGAGCCCGCCAUGACACCAAGCAGGGCCUGGAGGGACAAGGGAGCCGAUGCCAGGACCCCAGGCCUGCAGCAGGACACAGGCCCAGAAGCAGGGAACCCUGAGCCUGGAAAAGACUACACAGCCAGGGGCACGAGCAGAGCUGAAGCAGGAAGGAGGACACCCCCAGGAGCUGAGGCGGGCAGCCUGUUUCUGGACGACAGUCCAGCCCCGCCAGCCCCCUUCGAGCAUCGGAUGGUGAGUGUGAGGGAGACCUCGACCUCAGCGGGCUACACAGUGUGCCAGCACGAAGUCCUGGGAGGGGGCCGGUUUGGCCAGGUCCACAGAUGCACGGAGAAGGCCACGGGCCUCUCGCUGGCGGCCAAGAUCAUCAAAGUGAAGAGUGCCAAGGACCGGGAGGAUGUGAAGAACGAGAUCACCAUCAUGAACCAGCUCAGCCAUGUGAACCUGAUCCAGCUCUACGAUGCCUUUGAGAGCAAGAACAGCUUUACCCUUGUCAUGGAGUAUGUGGAUGGGGGUGAGCUCUUUGACCGGAUCACAGAAGAGAAGUACAACCUGACUGAACUGGAUGUGGUGUUGUUCACCAAGCAGGUCUGCGAGGGUGUGCAAUACCUCCAUCAGCAGUACGUCCUGCACUUGGACCUCAAGCCUGAGAACAUACUGUGUGUCAAUCAGACGGGACACCAAAUUAAGAUCAUUGACUUCGGGCUGGCCAGAAGGUACAAGCCUCGGGAGAAGCUGAAGGUGAACUUUGGCACUCCCGAGUUCCUGGCCCCAGAAGUCGUCAAUUACGAGUUUGUCUCGUUCCCAACGGACAUGUGGAGUGUGGGAGUCAUAACCUACAUGCUGCUCAGUGGUUUGUCGCCAUUUCUAGGGGAAACGGAUGCAGAGACCAUGAAUUUCAUUGUGAACUGUAGUUGGGAGUUUGAUGCUGACACCUUUGAAGGCCUGUCAGAGGAGGCCAAGAACUUUGUCUCCCGGUUGCUGGUCAAAGAGAAGAGCUGCAGAAUGAGUGCCACACAGUGCCUGAAACAUGAGUGGUUGAAUAACUUGCCUGCCAAAGCUUCUAAAUCGAAAGUUCGUCUUAAAUCCCAACUAUUGCUGCAGAAAUACAUGGCUCAGAGGAAAUGGAAGAAACACUUCUACGUGGUGACUGCUGCCAACAGGUUAAGGAAAUUUCCACCUUGUCCCUAAUCCUCAACUCUGCUGCUCCCAUGGGCCCAGAAAUUACUGAGACUUGUGGUGAAGUCAUGACUGAAGAUUUUUAAUAAUCUGGCCUUCUACUUAUUUUGUAAAAAAAGGUUAUGGCUGUUGCCUUCCUUGUGGAUGAAAAGUGGCUGUAAAGAGACUGACCUAAGAACUUUUUUCUGCCUUAUAAGAUCAGUUGAAAUGCUGGGAUUACUUUUCAAGUGUACCUACUUUUGGCGAUAAGUGUAGGCAUGCUUUAGGUAGGUAGGAAAGCUUCUACUUUGCAUAUGUCAAAUUUAAUGUCUAAGCUUACUCUGAUUAAAGAACCCAGUGGACUAUCACGCAGGGCAUGUUAGUAUUACCUCCUCCAGUGCAAAGAAUUCCUAGCAUUUUGACUUGCUCAGGUGUGAGCUGACAUUUUGUACUACAUUUGUUGCUCUAGUGUGAAGCAACGUGGAUUCAGGGCAGAGAUCCUCAAACUUGUUUUAACGUGUGCUCCUUUUUGAGAAUCAAAACAUGCAUCCUUUAAUAUUCUUUGAAAUUUCAAAAUGUACUGACUGUCAUGGCUAUAUCAGAGUAAUGAUAGUUUUGAAUAAGCUUUUAAAAUCUGUACAUACCUCUACCCUCUCCUAAUUCUGCCCUGUCCUGACAUUGGCAGUCUCCCUCCUGAUCUCUCUUCCACAGUUAUGAAUCUAUGGUCUAGUAAGUCUGGGAACUGAUAUGUAAUAUGUGAAAGAGAGAUAAGAAUGUAAUGAUGUUCAGCUUUCUGAGAGAAACACAGAAAUGAUGCAUCAAGAGAAAACAAAUGCAAACUGCUCUCGUACUGUUUUAUCAGGUAUAUACCCAUCACUUAACUAACUUCAAGAAAUUAUUAACAAGGAGUAAUUAUUCAAAAGGAAACAAUCCUUUUAAUUUCCUUAGUUGUAAGGAAGUUUUUUGCUAUUCUCAUGACCUUCUUGGGCCAGAAGUUUUUAGUUACUUUUAAUUUUUAAUUAGCCAUGCAACAGUUUCACAGCCUUUCAGGACUUUUGUCCCAUAAUAAAGACUUUUUUUUAUUGUGGGGAGAGAGGCAGAAGAUGGAGAUAUUAAUCCUCCUAGAAGAUGGAGAUAUUAAUCCUCCUGCUGCAUUUCUUCGGUUAUAACUUUCCUCUGGAACACUAACCCCUGUUGGGAAGCUAAGAUUUUCAGUAUCAGCACAUCUAGGCCUGCUUCAAGCUUGUCAGCUUGUGGAUGAAUAUCAGAAGAGAUGGCUGCUGGAAACCUCCCUUUCGUGGGCCAGUAACAGUGAUUUGGUAAAAUGCUUUAUUUUUAAGGUGUUCUGAAGGCAGCCUCCAGAAGGAGCUAUAGAGGAUAUCUAUAGUUCCAUCUAUAGUAUGGUGAUUCUUCCCUUCCAUGGGACUUCACAUUCUUGGGGGAAUGCUAUAAAUCUUCUCCCCAGAAAAAUGUAGUUAGUUAUCCUGAUCUAGAGCACCACUCCCUCAUGGAAAUAUAAUAUGAGCCAUAUACAUAAUUUAAAAUUUUCUGAUAGCUUCUCUAAAAAUACCCCGGUAAAAUUAAUUUUAAUAAUUUAUUUAACAUAUCAAAACCUAUUUUAAUAUGUAAUCAAUAUAAAAAUUAUUGAAUUUUUUUCAUACUAAGUCUCCAAAAUCUGGUGUGUAUUUUACACUUAAAAUACAUGCCAGUUCAGAUUCUAGAUUUUUAUCAGACAUACAAUUUGUAUUUAGAUUUCAUAAAAUUUACUGUGGAAAAAUAUAGUCACAUAUUCAAGUUGUUCAAGCAUCUUAAAUAUUUUCUAGUAUUUUUAUGAUUAAUUAAAAUGAAAUAAAAUUAGAAAUACAGUUGCUUUAGCCACAUUUUAAGUGCUUAAUAGCCACAUAUGUUUAGUGGCUUCUAUAUAAGACAGGGCAGAUCCAGAGAAAAUCCGAUAGCUAUCAAAUUUUAAUUUUUCCCCCUAUAUGCUGUUAUUCUCUACCUAGAGAAACUUUUCAACAAAGUUCCUUUGAGGGAUUUGUUUAGACCAGGCCCACACAAGUGAGAGGUACUGCAGAAGUUAGCUUCCCUUAUUUGAAAGGCGAGGGAGCUUUUAUGAAACUUUAAUUUUCUCGAUAUUUUUAGUUCUCUGCUGGUGUGUACUUGAAAAUUUUUUAGAUUGCAACUUUGCUAGCAUUAACUAUUUCAAACGGGACUUUUUAAUUUGAAUGAACAGUCAUUGAAAACUGGGAAAUCAAUGAUACUCCAAUAUAAAAUAAAAAUUAAAUUUAAAAAAAUGAAAGAAAACUGCUGGGCAGAGGAACUCUGAAAGGUAGUCAGGACCCACUUUUUUCACCUAUCAGAUUUGGUGAGGGUGUGGGGAAGAUGGAAUUUUUCACUUUUGAUGAAUAUGUAUCCAAAUAAAAGUCAUGCCCAUACUUUCACCCGGCAAUUCCAUUUCUAGAAAUUUAUCCCUCAGCAAUACUUGAACAAGCGGACAGAGAUGUAUGCAAAGUGACCUUUACUGUAGCAAAAUGGCCCAUAUAGGUUGAAAACAACCUAUAUGUGUGCCUAUCAGCAAGGGUUUAAAUUUUGCCACAUACAUAUGGAAGGUUACCUUGUAGCCAGUAAAGAUAGAUCUUGAUGUACUGAGUUUUAUUAUGAAAAAAAUUAUAGAACAUAUAUAUGGUAUUAUCCCAUUUAUGGAGAGACAUGCUUAUAUGUGCAUUAAACUUUUCUAGGUUAUGCAAGAAAGUUAACAGUGUGGUGUAGAAAGUGGGUGAUGGGGAGAGAGGGAAUUCUACUUUUCACUUUAUUACUUUCUAAAUCAUUUGAAUUUUUUUUUUAACAAUGAGCAUGUAUUGCUUUUAAAAUUAAAAAUUAGCAACCCAC